Messenger RNA from Impatiens glandulifera, 1616 nucleotides. RefSeq names its product IAA-amino acid hydrolase ILR1-like 4. NCBI's taxonomy places the organism in Eukaryota, Viridiplantae, Streptophyta, Magnoliopsida, Ericales, Balsaminaceae. Gene Ontology annotation, biological process: auxin metabolic process. Bases 161 to 1495 code for a protein of 444 amino acids. Gene Ontology annotation, cellular component: endoplasmic reticulum. The transcript is spliced from 5 exons. Gene Ontology annotation, molecular function: IAA-Ala conjugate hydrolase activity. The record is from RefSeq and is a predicted model, not a curated record.
UGACACCCUUUGUAUGAUUCAAUCCCUCUCUUCUUCUUUCCGCAAAAGGGACGAUUAUUAUAUAUAUAACACCAUUGCUCCACUGCUUUCAGGUCUCUUAAUCAAGACCCAAUAUCCAUUCUCCAGAUUAAAUCCAGAUUAGCAGCAGCUUUGAAGAUUCAUGGAUCUACUUUCCAGAUUGAGUCUCUUCAAACUCACACUCCUCUUGACCUUAUCAUCCCUAGUUUCAUCUGAUACAGACGUUCUGGCGGAGAUCCCGAGGAAUUUUCUCAAACUUGCCAAGAAACCAGAGCUUGUGGAAUGGAUGGUGGGUAUUAGAAGGAAAAUCCACGAGAACCCAGAGAUUGGUUUCGAGGAAUUUGAGACCAGCAAGCUCAUAAGAACUGAGCUUGACAAAAUGGGUAUUCCUUAUAAGUAUCCAGUCGCCGUUACUGGAGUUAUCGGGUAUAUCGGGACUGGAAAACCUCCUUUUGUGGCUAUAAGGGCGGACAUGGACGCUCUUGCCAUCCAGGAAGCUGUUGAUUGGGAGCACAAGAGCAAAGUUCAAGGGAAGAUGCAUGCUUGUGGGCAUGAUGCCCAUGUUGCAGCUCUUCUUGGUGCUGCCAAAUUGCUUCAGGAGAAGCAUUCUAAUGAUUUACAGGAUGGAACAAUUCUUCUAGUUUUUCAACCAGGAGAGGAAGGAUAUGGUGGGGCAAAGAAGAUUGUCGAAACUGGUUUAUUAGAUAAUGUCCAAGCAAUAUUCGGUCUACAUGUCUCUGUUCGAAUUCCUAUUGGCACUGUCUCAUCUAGGCCUGGUCCAUUUUUGGCUGCCUGUGGUUUCUUUAAGGCAGUAAUCAGUGGAAAGGGCGGUCAUGCUGCCAUUCCCCACGAGACAAUCGACCCUAUUAUAGCCGCUUCAACCGUAAUUGUCAGUUUGCAACACCUUGUUUCACGCGAAGCCGAUCCUUUAGAUUCUCAGGUUGUGACUGUUGCAAGAUUUGAAGGGGGGUCUGCCUUCAAUAUAAUUCCGGAUUCAGUAACCAUUGGAGGAACAUUCAGAGCAUUUACAAAGGAGAGCUUUGCACGAUUACAACUACGAAUCAAAGAGGUUAUUACUAGCCAAGCAGCUGUGCACAGGUGUAAUGUGACAGUUGAGUUCGUCGAAAGUAGCAUUUACCCUGUAACUGUUAACGACAAAGAUUUGCAUGAAUAUUUCACUACUGUUGCUAAAGAUAUGUUGGGAGAAGAAAAGGUGAACGAAAUGGCACCGAUAAUGGGAGCAGAAGACUUUUCGUUUUAUGGAGAGGUUAUUCCGGCUUACUUUUACAUGUUGGGGAUGCAAGACGAGGCUAAGGAACAAAUGGCUUCGGGGCAUUCGCCAUUUUAUAGUGUGAAUGAAGAGGCUCUUGCUUAUGGAGCAGCACUUCAUGCUUCUUUGGCUACAAGAUAUUUACUUAAGAAUCAACCUGUUAUGCAUUUGUCAGCUGUUAAAGAAAAUUUUCAUGAUGAAUUCUAAUGUAUAGUAUCUCUUUUUGAAAAAUGUAAUUUUCAUUGAAAGUAAAACGCAACAACGCAUUCAGUGAAUAACAGAUCAUUCAAGAACAACUUUUUUAAGAUUCAUGUUCUGUUUUAUAAUA